Neodiprion fabricii is the source of this 909-nucleotide messenger RNA. Its product is annotated as Krueppel-like factor 2. The coding region runs from base 1 to 909 and encodes 302 amino acids. The record is from RefSeq and is a predicted model, not a curated record. NCBI's taxonomy places the organism in Eukaryota, Metazoa, Arthropoda, Insecta, Hymenoptera, Diprionidae. The transcript has 2 exons.
AUGGAUGGAAACCCAAAAGUAGACCACAUCUUCCGUCCGUGGGACGUGGAGUGUAAAACCGAGACGUCGCCGAUCCAAGUGAACGUCAAGUGCGACCUGAUAAAUUGUAACCAAGUUCUCCCCUCGCCGUCAAGUUCCGUUUCCGUUUCCGGGAGAAGUUCCAGUGCCACCGUCGAGAGCAAUGGUUCCCAAGGUCGAGAGAACGACAAUCUUACGAAGCUGUCGAGCCUCGUCGAUCGGGCGAUCCCAAGCACAUCGACAACCGAUGGUUCCGUUGACGCCAGCAGUGAAAUCAUGUAUUUCCCAAACAGUUUCUCUAUCCACGAUCACCGGUCACCACCGUGCUCGGCUUUCGAUCCAGCACAUCCGGCCAAUUACCCUUCGGGAUCCUUCCCGUUUCCCAGUGGCAAUGGACCCUGCCUUGACCACCAGAAACUCAUCGCUUGGCAGGAACAUGUCGCGGCAUACAAGCGGUUGGAGUAUCAAAGACGAUUAGCUAUCGAAGAGGCAGCGAGGGCGCUACAACAUCACGAGACUCUUGUUAAACAGAGCAAGAAACUAAGGCCGAAGAAGUUUCCUUGCCCCCACUGCAACGUCGCGUUCAGUAACAACGGUCAACUCAAAGGACACAUCAGGAUACACACAGGAGAGCGUCCGUUCAAGUGCGACGAGGAAAAUUGCGGCAAGACUUUCACAAGAAACGAAGAGCUGACGCGUCAUAAACGCAUUCACAGCGGUUUGCGACCGUACGCUUGUGAGUCUUGCCGCAAGAGGUUUGGUCGAAAAGAUCACCUCAAAAAACACACCAGGACGCACGAGACGAGGGGACCAGCCGUAUACAUUCCGGUACCGGGUGCAUUGGCGUUUCCGCCCGAACAUCCGGUCUAUCCCUUCUACUACGGGAUGUAG